Messenger RNA from Dioszegia hungarica, 1155 nucleotides. RefSeq lists its product as uncharacterized. The transcript has a single exon. The coding region runs from base 1 to 1155 and encodes 384 amino acids. NCBI's taxonomy places the organism in Eukaryota, Fungi, Basidiomycota, Tremellomycetes, Tremellales, Bulleribasidiaceae. The record is from RefSeq and is a predicted model, not a curated record.
AUGCCUCCGCAUGUCUAUCAACCACUCACGCAGACCAACACCGGGUCGUUCAGUCUUCCCGCUACAUCCGCCCCAGAUCAGUCACCCGAGGAAAUCGCCUCCCCCGCCCCUAUACCAGCCCAUCCAGUCGAAACUUCCUCCCCUGAGCCCCACUCUCUCGUUCCGCUCCCCCGUACACCCCCAAGGACCCCUUUACCAGACGACCUGACCCUGUACAUCCUCGAAGUUUGGGCCCGCGCCAUCCGCCCUCCGCCAAUCCCUCCUCAUGUCUACCUGGCCGCUACCACAAUGUGCCUUCACCUCCCGGGUACCACUGACCGGCAAUGGCGGAUCGAGUACAAAGAUGGGGUACAGGAUUGGCCUUCUCUUGGUCCGCGCCGUACUGUUCGGCUGAUUGCUUGGGUGAGUCCCCCCGUAGACGGAGGUGAAGAAGCACAAUGGGCAGGGGAAAUCAUGGUUCACCUGAAACUCGGGGAUGAGGGGAUGGUAGAGAGUGUUUUCUGGCGCUUUGGACCGGGAUCAAGGACAGCGGACAAUGCAUGGGACGAUUGGAGGCGGUAUAGCGAGGAUCGAUACAAGGCUGCGAAUGGCGCGGAUGACGAGCUGAACAGUCAGACGAUGAGGGAUUGGAGUGUGGUCACUGAGCCUGGGACUGUUCGUACUAUCGCUGUCGGCGUGGAGGAGGGGCUUGGGGUGAAGUUGUCGAGCGAGCGGAUGGAGGAGCUGGAGGAUAGGCUGAAGAGGGUCCUGACCAAACUUCAGCACGAAGGAAAGGAAAUUCGGCGGGUCGCUGUCAUGAAGCGACUGAGGAGGUCGAGACAUGUUUGGAUGCCUUCGGUGCCUGUGCAAGUGCUAUGCGUCGAGGAAAAGCAAGCGGAUCCGGCGGUUGUUAACAGUGGCGGAGAGGGAAGCCGCGAUGGGAUGCGAGAGGGAAACGGAGUCGUUCAUGCGACAAUCAUCGUGGAUCGUACGAGUCGCGGAGGAAUACGCACGAUGACUGUGAUGUAUGCGGGAGAGGAGCCGAUCGUCCGUAUUUACCGGAGCAAGUAUCCGCCACCCGAGCUGGAGGGCGAUGCGACGGAGAGAUCCUUGGGCAGGGUGGAGCGCUUGGUGGUUGGUGUGGACGAGGCGGGAGAUCUAGGAGGCGGGAUGUAG